AUGAUUCUUGAACAUAAAAAAGUUUCGCCCUCUGGCCCUCCUACCGUCUCCUCCCGAGUAUUUAAGAGCCGCGACGUCAAGAGUGGGUCAUCAGGUAAUCAUUUCCAUUUAUUUCACAUUCCAUAGGUGGUUUUAGUCCUCCAAGCGAAUGUUUCCUAUGGCUUUUAGCCUUGGGGAAACUUUCAUUUCACAGAAUGUAUUAAAAUUUCCUCAAUUUUUAGUGUUUCUAUCACUUUUUCAUCCAAAAAUAAUUUUUACCGUAAUUUUCUUAUGCCGACUUCCUAUUGCUUUGUAUCACACCAACAGACUUAUCGUAGUUUAUAGGGAUGGAAAACCACAAAAGGCACAAUGACGAGGCUGAGGCCGCCGGCUUCCGGAUGUACGCUUUCAUCGGUGUCACCAUGUCUACGGUGGCUACUAUGAUCUGUGUGCUCUCCGUACCCAUGAUCUACAGCCACUUGCAGCACAUUCAAUCUGGAAUGCAGAGCGAGCUUGACUUCUGCAAAAUGAGAUCCGGAAACAUCCUCAGAGAAAUCACCCGAACUGAAGUGAGUUUUUGACUCGACCUAGUACAAUAUAGAAAACUUCAAAUAUUGUAUCUUUACUUUCUCGAUUUUAGUUCUUGGCCGGAGCCAACCCACGCAUCGCCCAUGCCAUCGGAAAACGUCAAUCCUACGGAGAAGAGGCUAGCGGCUACGGCAGCCCAGCUCCAGCUGCUCCAUCAUCUCCUUAUGGCGGAGGAAACCGCGGCGGAUUUGCUGCUCCAGCCCGACCAGCUUGCUGCGGAUGCGGUCACUCGCCAAACGGACCUCCAGGCCCACCAGGAGAGGACGGAGCUCCAGGAGAAGAUGGACAACAAGGACCUCCAGGAAAGGACGGAGCAGAAGGACCAACUCCUCGCCCUGCUCCUGCAUACAGCCCAUGCUUCGACUGCCCACCAGGCCCACAAGGAGCUCCAGGAAACGCCGGACCAAAGGGACCCAGCGGUCUUGGAGGACUUCCAGGUCAGAACAAACCCCGUGCCCGUCCAGGACCCCCAGGCCCACUCGGACCCCCAGGACCUCAAGGACCACCCGGAGACCAAGGACAAGAAGGAAACCCAGGACAUCCAGGCCGCUUGGUCGACACUCCACCAAAGAUCGGACCUCCAGGCCCACCAGGACCUCACGGACAACCAGGAGAACGCGGUCAACCAGGAAACGACGGCCAGCCAGGAACCAAGGGAUAUCCAGGACCAGCCGGAGACGAAGGACCAGAAGGAGAGCCAGGAAAGGACGGAGGACCAGGAGAGGAGGGCAAACAAGGAGAGAAGGGUCCCGAGGGAUCUUGCGAUCAUUGUGGCCCAGCCAAGACUGCUCCAGGCUAUUAG
Messenger RNA from Bursaphelenchus xylophilus (pine wood nematode), 1369 nucleotides. NCBI's taxonomy places the organism in Eukaryota, Metazoa, Nematoda, Chromadorea, Rhabditida, Aphelenchoididae. The record is from the annotation of a GenBank genome assembly.